AACAUCAAGCGUGACCAGUAACACAACUCAAAUCGAAGCACAAGGGAAUUGAAACUUCGUCUGAUUUUGGGAAAUCAUUGAGAACAGACCCUGGUUUUAUACGGGGGCGAUAAAAAAUGGGAUCUGUAUACUCAUCGAAAAGAAGAAAGGUGCUUSCAUCAAUAGAAAAGAAAUUGAGGAAAAACAGCAUAGAAGAAGAGGAGGAGCCUGAAAAGGAAGAGAGUGAAGACGAACGGGUUUACUGGGCCAGUAGUAGUGAAGAAGAAAAGGAGAGCGAGAAGGAGCAAGAGGAAGACGAGGAAGAAGAAAAAGAGGAAGAAGAAGAGGAAGAAGAAGAAGAGGAAGAAGCCGACGAAGAACACGAGUCAGAAAAUAGCGASCAAGACGAAGAGGACGAACAWCAUAGUGAAGAUGACGAUGAUAAUGAAGUACAMGAAAAYGCYGCCAUUACUCUUCAAGAUUACAGCAGCAAGCUGCAAAAGGCUCUGGUGGGUGAUCUAGACAUCGAUUAUCCAGAAAAUGUCAAAGUUGURAGAAUAUUCACAAGUUCCACUUUCACAGACACGUCARUAGAACGAAACACUCUUAUGGUCAAAGUAUACCCUCGUAUCAAGAAGUUCUGCCAGGAGAGAGGUUACGAGUUCCAAGUUGUAGACAUGAGGUGGGGAGUACGAGACGAGUCCACCGAUGACCAUCUCACUUCAGAGUUAUGUAUGAGAGAGUUGCACGCAUGUCAAAGACUGUCUACUGGACCGAACUUUAUU
Exaiptasia diaphana is the source of this 764-nucleotide messenger RNA. RefSeq names its product NACHT and WD repeat domain-containing protein 2. NCBI's taxonomy places the organism in Eukaryota, Metazoa, Cnidaria, Anthozoa, Actiniaria, Aiptasiidae. The record is from RefSeq and is a predicted model, not a curated record.